AUAUUGAUUAUCCACCUUUAGGUACAUGUAUUUGAGGUGUCCUCUGGUAUUUAUGUACAAAAUUAAGUGCAUGUUGUUUCUAAAUUUCUUAUUGAUCUCUAAAAUUUAUUUGAAUUAAAGAUUUGCUGAUUAAAUUCUGUCACAUCCCUCAAUUGAACUGGUAUUAGCAUGGGCUGGGGAAAAGGUCUCUGGUGUCUUUUAUGUUUUACCAAAACCUGUUUGUAAAUCCAUUCACCUGGAAAUGUAUGGUUCUUUACUGUAAGUACAUAUUAAACAUUGUACAUUCUGUUGAUAGUUGACAACAUGUUUAUUGAUGAAUAACAUGGCAGACAACUCAGAUAAAUGACAUGGCUACAUCUCAAUGUAAAUUUCCGAGUAGUCCAGCUAUGCCUAUGGGAUUGACAGCAGCGGUGGCGCUUAUAAUUGCUCAGACUCUAAUCAAUAUUACAACUGGAUGUCUGUGUUGCCACAGUGAACAAUUUCGGUUUAACUCUAGACUGAUAGCGGCUGUAUUUUGUUCUUCAAUGUCGUGGUUCACAUUUUCAGCCGCUUUCCUUUUGUUUCUAAUUGGCGCAGCACUCAAUUAUAAACAUGGUGAAGAGUCCUUAUACUAUGGAGACUAUUCUUGCUAUGUUGUAAAGAGAGGAGUAUUCGCGAUAGCUGCCGUAUUGUCCCUUGUAACUGUUGCUCUUGGAAUCCUUUCAUAUAUAAAGGCGGAAAGAGCAAAGAACAUGUUUGAUAGUUGGACUCCACCUGCUGCCCCUGGACAACCUGGCAUUUCCAUGGGACAAGUCCAGCUUCCUCAACAAUCUGGCACUGCCAUGGGACAAGCUCAGAUUCCUCAACAGAGGUCACAGAGUGCGGUAGAUGUUUAUGAGAACACCUAUUCGAGGGAACAAAUAGUUUGAUAUCUUUUUUACUCUAGGGUGAUGCAACCUGUCACUUUUUAUCAGUUCUAGACGAUUCCAAUCGAAUUUGUAAUGAUGCAAAAUUUUAACUUUUCUUAAUGUAAUGAUGCAAAAAGUUUCUCUUCAUAUUCAUUCUACGC
Daucus carota subsp. sativus is the source of this 1048-nucleotide messenger RNA. RefSeq names its product protein VASCULATURE COMPLEXITY AND CONNECTIVITY-like. Bases 348 to 908 code for a protein of 186 amino acids. NCBI's taxonomy places the organism in Eukaryota, Viridiplantae, Streptophyta, Magnoliopsida, Apiales, Apiaceae. The transcript has 2 exons. The record is from RefSeq and is a predicted model, not a curated record.